Molecule: messenger RNA, 1191 nt
Organism: Rhopilema esculentum
Lineage: Eukaryota; Metazoa; Cnidaria; Scyphozoa; Rhizostomeae; Rhizostomatidae
Product: L-rhamnose-binding lectin CSL3
Molecular function (GO): carbohydrate binding
Source: RefSeq, a predicted model, not a curated record
AAAAGGCCAAGAUAUGAUACACAUGAAAUGUAGAAUUGCAUACAAUGAUAAAUUGCAUACACAUGUAAUUUCUCCGCUUAAUCCUCUCAAAAUCCAACUCUAUGUUGGGACAGAUCAAAUUUGCGACAGCCAGACGGAAAAUUGAGACAUAAAGCAGUUGACAAGAUGUAAACACCACUAGGAUUAAACGGAGAGGUUCGGUUCAUUUGAAGCAAAUACAGAACACUCUGCUCUGCACUCACUUGGAAAGACAGAUUGGACUGGAAAAAAGCUUGUAAGUUUAUGUUCAUUUGAAGGAAAUACAGAACACUCUUUUCUGCACUCUUUUCGAAACACAGAUUGGUCUGGAAAAGAACCUUAAAGCUUAUUGGGUAUUACCACAGAAGCAAGAUGCUUUCCAUUGCCAUACUUUUUUGCGUUGGCUUUUUUGCAUCAACUCAAGGUACAAGAGAUGCGUUAUCAAAAUUGAGUAAAAUAGAGGCAGAAAAACCUUCCCAAACUGUGAACAUCUGUGAAGGGAAUUGGCAAUACAUCAAAUGCCCAAGGGGUCAAGCUAUUUUCAUUACCCGGGCGAACUAUGGCCGAACCAGCAGGGACACAUGCCCCCAUUCAGCAAUCAGGACUACCAAUUGCAGAUCUAGUCGGACACUUCAAGCCGUCAAACGACUUUGUCAUGGACAGCCAAUGUGCAAAUUGUAUGCGAUCAAUCGUGUGUACGGAGAUCCUUGUGUAGGGACAUACAAGUACUUGCAAGUUACCUACCACUGCAGACGUCGUUAUACAUCAAAACGGUCGAUUGUGUGUGAGGGUCGGACAGCGAGAAUGGGCUGCCCCCUUGGACUCACAUUAAGGAUACAAGCUGCCCGUUACGGAAGGACUAACAGAAUCCACUGCCGUCAUUCCGCUAUGGGAAAUACCCGCUGCAUUGCUCACAGGUCUCGACAAAUCGCUCAAAGCAGAUGCAAUGGAAGAAGAUUUUGUCGACUGCCUGUAACCAAUAGAGUGUUUGGCGAUCCGUGUUUUGGAACAUACAAGUACUUAGAUAUAAUGCAUCAAUGUGUAUGAUACAGGUGGUAGGCCAACCUGUGCUGAGCAGAGAAGUUUUAUCAUCGAAGAACAGAAAUCUGUCUUACUAGUUUCCUAUUUUUACUCUUAAACGUUGAUUCAAAUACAUUGAGUUUGAAAGCAUUA